AUCCUGAGACUCUGGAGUUAUACAGUCUUGGUCUGAUCUACUUUGAUUGUUAGCAUUCUCCUUUCUCCAGAGAAAACUUUCCUUCCAAAUGAGAGAUUUGUAACUAACAUUGACCUAGAACUGGGAAAAUGCUCAACUUCACUGACGUGACAGAGUUUAUUCUUUUGGGACUAACCAGUCAUCGGGAAUGGCAAAUUCUCUUCUUCAUCGUUUUUCUUGUGGUCUACAUUAUCACCUUAGUGGGCAAUAUUGGCCUGAUUAUGUUAAUUAAGGUCAGUCCACAGCUCAAUAGCCCCAUGUACUUUUUUCUCAGUCAUUUGUCAUUUGUAGAUGUGUGUUUUUCUUCCAAUGUUACCCCUAAAAUGUUGGAAAACCUGUUAUCAGAGACAAAAACUAUUUCUUACAAUGGCUGUUUGGUACAGUGCUUCUUCUUCAUUGCCCUUGUCCAUGUAGAACUUUUCAUCCUUGCCGUGAUGGCCUUUGAUAGAUACAUGGCAAUCGGGAAGCCUCUGCUCUAUGGCAGCAGAAUGUCAAGGGUUGUCUGUGUUCGACUGAUCUCUUUCCCUUACAUAUAUGGUUUUCUGACUAGUCUGGCAGCAACAUUAUGGACUUAUGGCUUAUACUUCUGCGGGAAAAUUGAGAUCAACCACUUCUACUGUGCAGACCCACCUCUCAUCAAAAUGGCCUGUGCUGGGACCUUUGUCAAAGAGUUCACCAUGAUCAUACUUGGAGGCAUUAAUGGCACGUACUCUCUGACUGUAGUUGUCACUUCUUAUCUGUUCAUUCUCAUCUCCAUUUUACGGAUGCACUCAGCAGAAGGGAGGCGGAAGGCCUUCUCCACCUGUGGGUCCCACUUGACAGCUGUCAUCAUAUUUUAUGGGACUCUCAUCUUCAUGUACCUCAGACGCCCCACAGAGGAGUCCGUGGAGCAGGGGAAAAUGGUGGCUGUGUUUUACACGACAGUGAUCCCCAUGCUGAACCCCAUGAUCUACAGUCUGAGGAACAAGGAUGUGAAAGAGGCUGUGAACAAAGUGAUGAACAGAAAAUGUGUAACAAAUUAAAAUAAAAUUGAGUGAAUUUUG
Molecule: messenger RNA, 1082 nt
Organism: Phyllostomus discolor (pale spear-nosed bat)
Lineage: Eukaryota; Metazoa; Chordata; Mammalia; Chiroptera; Phyllostomidae
Product: olfactory receptor 5M3
Exons: 2
Coding region: 129-1061 (310 amino acids)
Biological process (GO): sensory perception of smell; G protein-coupled receptor signaling pathway
Cellular component (GO): membrane
Molecular function (GO): G protein-coupled receptor activity; olfactory receptor activity; odorant binding
Source: RefSeq, a predicted model, not a curated record